GGCCAGACUACGAGUGACAUCUAGGACUAAAAAUCCGGAUGAGGGGAAAAACCUAGAAAUCGGCGGCCAUGCCGGUUUUUUAACCGGGUUUAAAAUUAUUGCCUGGCUCAAAUCGGCCGCCACCGACGGUAUGCCCCCGGAAUCCACCCCGCCAGAGUGCCAUCUCUUACUGGGAAAUUCAUCUUCACGCCAAAUUCUACUCCGGCACCGCAGGUUUCAUAUCUAGAGAAAAAGAUGGUAGAUUCUCAGCCCGAUUCGAAGAUAUUCAGCGUCCGUAUCGUGUCGAUGGACUACUACAUGGCGUCUCCUAUCCCCGGCCUCGACAUUUGUUACAGCAGUUUCCAUGGCGGGAAAGUGAAUGAGGUACCAGUUAUCAGAGUGUACGGGUCGACUCCGGCCGGUCAAAAGACUUGCUUGCACAUUCAUGGAGCUCUGCCUUAUUUUUAUGUUCCAUGCUCAGAUCUCUUCCAUCAAUCAGACCAACAAGGUGAAGACUGCACAAAUAGCAUAUCCCAUGCCCUUGAGAAGGCACUGAAGCUUAAAGGCAAUAUGUCCUUAAACCGUCAGCAUGUGCACUGUUGCAGUCUAGUCAGGGCGAAAAAGAUCUAUGGUUAUCAUUCUUCAGAUGAGCUAUUUGUGAAAAUAUAUCUAUACUACCCACAGGAUGUCCCCCGCGCUGCUAGUCUUCUUCGGGAAGGAGCUGUGCUAGAUAAGGUUUUUCAGCCCCAUGAAACACACAUACCAUUUCUUCUCCAAUUCUUGGUUGAUAAUAACUUGUAUGGGAUGGGUCAUCUACACAUAUCAAAGAUGAAAUUUCGUUACCCAGUACCAGAGGCCUUCUCUCCAAGGAAUGCCAAGUACAACGACCUAAAGAAAGAUGCUAUGGAUAUCCCUACCUCUUCUGCAGAUUCUAAGGCAGUUUUAGAUUCUCAUUCAUGUUUGGAUUCACCUAUAUGGAUAUCAUCCACUAUUCCUGAUGGUUGGAUUUGGCUGAACUCUAGUCAAGAUGAUACUUUGACUGAUCAAGUUCUUCCUGCCAUGAAGCGUUCAAGUACUUCUGAACUUGAAGGAGAUGCAGUUACUGAUGCAAUUCUCAAUCUACAGUUUCUAUCAUACACACCCCUUUCACAAACAUGUUCUAAAGUAAAAAUGAUUCAAUCACUAAUGCCAAUAUGGGAGGAGUUUGAAUUUAAUGGGAUGCAUGGGCACGUCAUACCUCCUUAUCAUGGGAAACCACUUCCCAAGGAUGUUUUGAGGAAACUUUCCAAUGGAAUAGGAUUUGAAGACAUUUUUCUGGAUCCUACAAACUCACCCACUGAUGAGGAUGAUGGAAUUGGGGAAUGGGAAGAGAAGAUGAAUGCAUAUCCCUGCAAAUCAGCUGAACAAUUGAAGAUAUCUGAAAAUGUUGAAUCAUCUUCAGGUGUGAAGCACUUUCAGGUAUCAGAUCAUGAUGCUUUGGGAGUUUUAAAUUGGCUUGCAUCUUCUCAAGCUGCUGAAGAUAUAAACUCAGAUGAUGACCUUACUCGUGAGACCAUUUUGAGUCCCUUAAUGCCUGCAACAACCAUAGAUAAGGUAUUAGAGAAAGCUCAUGCAGAUUAUGAGAAUGAAUCUCAACAAGAGUGUGUGGACAUUCUUGCCACUGUUCUGGAUAGAGCUAACGUUGAAGGCUUAGAUGGGACAUUGUCUUAUUUGGUUGAGUCUAUUUAUCCAUGCAAAACUUCUCCAAGCAGAAUGAUACCUCAAGUGGAUGGGUCUUCUGAUGGUAUUGGGGCUGUUUCAUGUGCCAAUAAAUCAUCUGGAACAUACAGUGAACCUGGGACCUCUUCAGAAACUGAUUUGUUGCACAAUGCUAAUUUUGGUAUGUUCAGUGAUCACAAAAAGAGAAGAAAAAUGUGGGGUCCUUUGCCUGUUUCAUCUGUUCAGAAAGUGAAUGACCUUUCAUCUACUGCUGGAGUUAGCACAAUCAGCAGAUGCCACAUAAAAGAUGAUUCUGGUUUGCCUUGCACGACAGGAUGUGGAAUAAACAUAUCUCCGAAUAUAGUAAAGGGAUCAAACAGAGAGACUGUUGUUAAAUGCUCCAUGCGGGACCUAAUGAGGAAGAAACGGUGCUACCGUACUGAACCACCUUUAUGCACGAGUGAGAUGAAAAAGAUCCCAUCAGUGAAGGAAGAUAGAGAAGAUUCAUGGUUUUGUAUUGAAAAGUCAUAUGAAGAGCAAAACAAAACACACUUGUCUUACUCCAUGAACAGGGUCUCAGUUGGUGCUCAGCCGCGAGGAUGCGAUGAGACUAACACAUGUCCUACAUCCCGGGUGCAGUUUGAACCUUAUGAUGGCAAUGCUAGGAACCCUGCCAAUGGUAAAUUGCCUAUGCACUCCAGCAUUUGCAAUACUUUUCCAAGAGACUCAUCAAAUUCUGAACUAUAUCAUUCUUUACAAGGAAGUGAUGUUCACUGUGUUAGGGAAGCAAAUGUAGCUUUGCAGAAGCUUUUGCACGGGGAAACUGAUCCGUCAGAGCAGUAUUCUUUCAGUAUGACUUCUAUGGGUGCAGUUCAGAUGGAGCAAUGCGUGCCUAAUGAUUGUGAAGAUAUAGAUAUCUGUUUUCACAAUACGAAAUCCUCAAAUACUAAUAUUGUUGUUUCUGAGUCGGUUCCAUGUGCUCAAUCAUUAAAAUUUGCAAGUGAGAAUGAAUCUUCUGGUGGAGAGAAAUUGCUCCAAAGAGAUGCAAAUGAGUCAAGCAGCCAUUAUACUCCAAUUGGAGGUCUACCUUUUAAGGAUGGAGCUCCAUCUUGUACAGAAAUAGAUUAUAUGCAAAGAUCUGAUAAGACUGGUGUAACUGUGAACAAAAUGCACUGGGUUUCAACAAAGAGUUGUGAGGCCAUGCCAGCAGCACGUGGAGUGACUCUUUCUCUAUCUGAAACUUUACCUAGUGGGUGUGAUGGGAAAAAUACUGACUCGUUCCCUCAUAGUCAUCCAUCUACCACACUCGUAACUGAAUCAAGAACUGCUCCCACCCAAACUGUGAAUUUGACUUAUCCUGAGUCACCCCUUGUGAUGAAGUGCAAACAUGAACUCGGUCCAUGCACUCGCGAAACACUUGGUAUCCCUCAGCUCCACCAUGAAGAUAAGCAAAACUAUGAUGCUUUAUGUGGUCAGGAAAUAGUUUCAGAGGAGCUCCCCCCCUUUUUUGGUAGGAGUUCUGUAGAAUAUCACACCACUUCUAGAGCUUUGGACUAUAACGAUUGUGGACAAGGUCUACUAGGAGUCCCUUUCCACUGUCAAAGUGAUGGUUCCUAUUUGUUCAUGUUGACCCCUGUCUUCACACCACCACUAGCCAAAUGUGUCGAGAAAUGGAUGACACUUGAUUCUGCAGACGUUUCCAAUGAGAAUAACGAUGUAUGCUUAACAUCCUCCCCAUCAAUUAAGGGAUCCUCUUGGCAGGUAAUGCCCAUGCAGAAUUCUCAGGCUUUGAGUAAUAGUCAUUGUCUGACAGCACCUGCAUCUGUGUCAGGUCUUAAGCCUAAUAUGGAUCUGGUAAAUCGGCAAAAUAAUGGAAGUCAUAAUGUUGAGACUCAAUUUUCUCAUGGUGAGAGCAAAAGAAUGCAGCAGAGCAAGGGGGAUCCUUUAAAAGGUAAACACUCAAGUGAUUUGGCAGGGGAUUUAUCUCAGAUAUCAGGCCCUGAUAGAAAAUCAAAACUUACUCCUCUGAGUCAAAUUGGAUUUCGGGAUUCAGCAAGUAUUGGUUUUGGGCAGCAGCUAACAUUAUUGAGCAUAGAAGUCCAAGCAGAAUCUAGGGGUGAUUUAAGACCUGACCCUCGAUUUGAUGCCAUCAGUAUUGUAAUUCUGGUUGUUUGUGAAGAUGAUGAUCCUGUAGCUGAUGCUUAUGUACUCCUGCAUUGUAAUGGUUUGUCUGUUCCAAGAAAUCUUGAUGCAUUAUCAGGAUGCAAGGUUUGGGAUUUCUGUGAAGAGAAGCAUUUAUUUAGCAAAUUUGUGAAGAUUUUUUCUUCAAUUGAUCCAGAUGUCGUGAUGGGUUGGGAUAUUCAAGGUGGUUCCCUUGGGUUUCUUGCAGAAAGGGCAUCACACAUUGGCAUUGAUUUGCUAAGAAAAAUAUCGCGUGCACUGUCAGAGACCCAUGCACCUUCAAAAGACUAUGACGAAGAAAAACGUAGCAAUCUUUUCUCGGAACCUAUCAUUAGGGAUUCUGUGCUUUGUGAGGACAUGAUGAUAAUAGAUGAUGAAUGGGGCAGAACACAUGCCAGUGGUAUACAUGUUGGUGGUAGAAUUGUUCUUAACAUUUGGCGUUUGAUGCGUGGUGAAGUUAAGCUUAAUAUGUAUACCAUCGAAAAUGUGGCUGAAGCAGUGUUGAGACGUAAAAUUCCUUCCAUUCCAGGCAAGGUGUUGACAAAUUGGUUUUUAAGUGGUCCUGGGCGUGCACGAUUUAGAUGCAUAGAGUAUAUUUUGGAGAGAGCAAAGUUGAACAUUCAGAUUAUAAAGAGAGGCCCUUUGGUUGUUCAACGGAAAGUCGGACGUUACCUUACAGACGGAGAACAUAUGGAACCACAAUCUGGAUUUUAUGCUGAUCCUGUUGUUGUCCUUGAUUUUCAAUCACUUUAUCCAUCGAUGAUAAUUGCAUAUAAUUUAUGCUACAGUACAUGUCUUGGAAAAAUCACUUCUUCAAAGACCAAUAUCCUUGGCGUUAGUUCUUAUUCACCUGGUAGAAAUAUUUUGCAGAAGAUAAAAGAUAAAAUACUUCUAACACCAAAUGGAGUUAUGUUUGUUCCUUCUGAUGUUCGUAAAGGAGUCCUUCCACGCAUGUUGGAAGAACUCUUGGAAACUAGGAUUAUGGUCAAACAAGCAAUGAAGAAGUUAGAUGUUUCCCAGAAGGUACUUAACAGGAUAUUCAAUGCAAGACAACUUGCAUUGAAACUUAUUUCAAAUGUGACAUAUGGCUAUACAGCUGCUGGAUUUAGUGGACGAAUGCCUUGUGCUGAGCUGGCUGACAGUAUAGUUCAAUGUGGGCGUAGAACACUGGAAAAUGCAAUUUCAUUUGUAAACACAAAUGAUAAAUGGAAGGCUAAAGUUAUUUAUGGUGAUACUGACAGUAUGUUUGUACUACUCAAAGGGUGUUCUCUUAAUGAUGCCUUUCGAAUUGGUAACGAGAUUGCAACUGAAGUAUCUGCAAGAAACCCUCAUCCAGUCACUCUAAAAAUGGAAAAGGUUAAAGCGUACUUGGUACGUCAGUGGACCAGGAUCAUAUCUGGAAGAGUUGAUUUGCAGGAUUUUGUUUUUUCAAAGGAGGUACGCUUAGGAACUUACAGUGUACGAUCUUACUCACUUCCUCCUGCAGCUAUUGUUGCAACCAAAGCAAUGAGAACAGACCCUAGGGCGGAACCACGAUAUGCAGAGCGAGUACCUUAUGUUGUAGUACAUGGUGAACCUGGUGCUCGGCUUGCUGAUCUUGUGGUGGACCCUCUGGACCUCUUAACCAUUGAUUCACCUCACAGAAUAAAUGACACAUACUACAUCCAGAAACAAAUUAUCCCAGCUUUGCAGCGAGUCUUUGGGCUUGUUGGAGCCGACUUGAACCAAUGGUUUCAAGGAAUGCCUCGACCAGAACGAGGAUCUGUCGGAAAACGUGGUGUUUUUGCUCCAAAUGCUCAACGAAAAAGGAUCGACUAUUAUUACCUUUCGAAACAUUGUAUCUUGUGUGGUGAUUUGGUACAGGGAUUGGCUUUUCUCUGCCAUAAUUGUUCUAAGAAUGAAUCUAGUAUUGCUGUAGCUUUGACGGGAAGGACCUCUAAACUGGAAAUGGACAUGCAUCGCCUUGUUGCUAUAUGCCGGCAUUGUGGAGGUGGAGAUUGGGUUCUUGAAAGUGGAGUGAAGUGCACAUCUCUGGCUUGUUCCAUUUUCUAUGAGAGGAUGAAGACUAUGAAAGAGCUCCACUCGCUUUCUGCAGCGGCUUCAGAAGCAGGUUUCUAUCCUAGUUGCACAGUUGAAUGGUUCUGACUUAUAAGAUAUACUAGUUCAUACAUAUACAUAUACCAUAAUACAAAUGUUUAUAGGUUAGGUUUGAUUUUCAUUCUGAUUAAUCUUCAUGUACAGUUUUCACAGCUGUAAAUAACAAUUAGUCUUGCAGUUAUUUGUAGUUUCCCAACACAAUUAACCAUCGAUGAAUCGAGCUAACAUGACCUUGUGUAGAGCCCGUUUGUUCUGUGGCUCGGUCAUACCAGUCGGCACGAAGAGUCAACCGUAAACUCCUCUCGGUCGGUUGUUCUUGGUGUUGAUUCCUUAUACUGGACUCUUGGUUCUCGUUCGACAUCCAUCCAUUUUUGCAAGCUUUUGGGUCUUUGCCCUAUCUUGGUUUAUUCUGUCAACAUACCUUCUACUUUUGUCCAUUGUGCAGGCAUUAAAGUAUGAUGUAUUAGAUUGUUUAGGUCUAUAGGGGCAUAUG
Molecule: messenger RNA, 6448 nt
Organism: Cuscuta campestris
Lineage: Eukaryota; Viridiplantae; Streptophyta; Magnoliopsida; Solanales; Convolvulaceae
Source: the annotation of a GenBank genome assembly